Erigeron canadensis is the source of this 429-nucleotide messenger RNA. RefSeq lists its product as uncharacterized. The coding region runs from base 1 to 429 and encodes 142 amino acids. Gene Ontology annotation, molecular function: zinc ion binding; nucleic acid binding. The record is from RefSeq and is a predicted model, not a curated record. NCBI's taxonomy places the organism in Eukaryota, Viridiplantae, Streptophyta, Magnoliopsida, Asterales, Asteraceae. The transcript has 2 exons.
AUGGGAAAAGCUAGUCACUGGUGUUCGGCUUGUAGAGCUCAUCAUAGUGGACCCUGUUUGGAGAAAACUAAAAGAUGUGAUAGGUGUGGUAAGCAGGGACAUGUUGCUUCUAGUUGCAAAGAUAAGGUUCGAUGUUACAAGUGUGGUGAGAUGGGAAAUUUGGUUGCUGAUUGUCCUCAAAAGAAAGAUGGUACACAAAAAGCUAAAACUCGUGCAUAUCAGAUGACUACCAUGGAGGAAGAGGAUGAUACUAAAAAACAUGCAAAGGAUAUUAGUACUAGUGAUGGUAGUAAACCUAACGAUCAGUCUCCUCAAGUUAUUGACACGAUUGCUGAUAAUAUAUCUGAAUUAAAGGGAGGAGAGGAUGGAAAAAAUGGCGAUGCUGUGGAACAUACCCCUACUUAUGUUGGGGUCACAUCAACGUUAUGA